Messenger RNA from Toxorhynchites rutilus septentrionalis, 2605 nucleotides. RefSeq names its product succinate dehydrogenase [ubiquinone] flavoprotein subunit, mitochondrial (gene SdhA). Gene Ontology annotation, biological process: mitochondrial electron transport, succinate to ubiquinone; tricarboxylic acid cycle. The record is from RefSeq and is a predicted model, not a curated record. The coding region runs from base 197 to 2170 and encodes 657 amino acids. The transcript is spliced from 3 exons. Gene Ontology annotation, molecular function: flavin adenine dinucleotide binding; electron transfer activity; succinate dehydrogenase (quinone) activity. Lineage: Eukaryota; Metazoa; Arthropoda; Insecta; Diptera; Culicidae.
GGCGGUUCUCUUUUCUCAUUCAUUGUCGUGGUCUCUUCGGGCUUGAAUUGUAUACACACACGCGUUUUGCUGCCUUUCGCGAGUUGGACUACGCGGUAGCGGAUGAUAAUUUUAAUUUUAAGAAGUAUCGCGUGAAAAACGAAAAUCGUCAAUUGUUGUGUUUUGUACUUACGAACGAGUGAAUACCACGAGCGGGAUGUUACGAUUACCCUCUUUGUUGACCAAGACCGCACUGUCCACGGUUCGCGGAAUUUCGGCAAACACGUCCCAGCGGGGACUGCAUUUCACCGUGGGUCAAAACAAUGCUAGAGCAAGCCACGAUGCCAUUUCCAACGAAUACCCAGUGGUUGACCAUACAUAUGACGCGGUCGUUGUCGGAGCUGGUGGAGCAGGGCUACGAGCAGCCUUCGGUUUGGUUGCAGAAGGGUUCAAAACUGCCGUAAUCACAAAAUUAUUCCCAACACGUUCGCACACUGUUGCAGCUCAGGGAGGAAUUAAUGCUGCACUCGGCAAUAUGGAGGAAGAUGACUGGAAGUGGCACAUGUACGAUACGGUUAAGGGAUCCGAUUGGUUGGGAGAUCAAGAUGCUAUCCACUACAUGACUCGAGAAGCACCGAAGGCUGUCAUUGAAUUGGAAAAUUACGGUAUGCCAUUCUCUCGCACUCCCGACGGUAAAAUCUAUCAACGCGCCUUCGGGGGUCAAAGUUUGAAGUUUGGAAAAGGUGGACAGGCGCAUCGAUGCUGUUGCGUUGCCGAUCGUACGGGACACUCCCUGUUACACACGCUUUACGGACAAUCUCUCAGCUACGACUGCAAUUAUUUCAUUGAAUAUUUCGCACUGGACUUGCUGAUGGAAAAUGGACAAUGCGUAGGUGUGAUCGCGCUGAAUUUGGAAGACGGCAGUAUUCACCGUUUCCGGGCUAAAAAUACAGUUUUGGCUACCGGAGGUUAUGGUCGUGCAUACUUCUCUUGCACUUCUGCUCACACGUGCACUGGCGAUGGCACAGCGAUGGUUGCACGCGCAGGCUUGCCUUCUGAAGAUUUGGAAUUCGUACAGUUUCAUCCUACCGGUAUUUAUGGUGCUGGCUGUCUAAUUACUGAAGGAUGUCGUGGCGAGGGUGGUUACCUGAUCAACUCUCAAGGUGAACGUUUCAUGGAACGUUAUGCUCCGGUGGCUAAGGAUCUCGCGUCUCGUGAUGUUGUUUCCCGUUCGAUGACUAUAGAAAUCCGCGAAGGUCGUGGCUGCGGACCCGAAAAGGAUCAUGUGUACCUGCAGCUCCAUCAUCUGCCCCCAGAGCAGCUUGCUCAGCGCUUGCCAGGAAUUUCGGAAACCGCAAUGAUUUUUGCUGGCGUGGAUGUAACUCGUGAGCCAAUCCCUGUGCUGCCGACAGUCCAUUACAACAUGGGUGGAGUCCCAACUAACUAUAAGGGACAGGUCCUAACUAUCGAUUCGUCAGGAAAUGACCAAGUCGUUCCAGGAUUGUAUGCUUGCGGUGAGUCGGCGUGUUCUUCCGUUCAUGGAGCCAAUCGUCUUGGAGCGAACUCAUUGCUGGAUUUGGUCGUGUUUGGCCGUGCCUGCGCCAAAACUAUUGCCGCAGAAAAUCGGCCCGGAGAGAAAAUUCCUGACAUCAAACCAAACGCCGGUGAAGCGUCUGUUGCAAAUCUCGACUGGGUUCGUAAUGCCAACGGUUCGUUGCCCACUUCGGCGCUGCGAUUGAACAUGCAAAAGACUAUGCAAACGCAUGCUGCCGUAUUCCGCGAGGAGAAGAGCUUGCAGGAAGGUGUUCGUAAGAUGGCUGAUAUCUACAAAACCAUAAAAGAUGUAAAAGUUUCUGACCGCUCCCUUGUGUGGAACUCGGAUCUAGUGGAAACGCUGGAACUUCAGAACCUGCUGCUGAACGCAAACAUGACUAUUGUCGCUGCCGAAAAUAGGAAAGAAUCGCGAGGUGCGCAUGCCCGAGAAGAUUAUAAGCAACGAAUGGAUGAAUACGACUUCAGCAAACCUCUAGAGGGACAACAGAAGAAGCCAAUUACGGAACACUGGCGAAAGCAUUCACUCCUUUGGGUUGAUCCAGCUACUGGCAGCGUAAAAAUCGAUUAUCGCCCAGUCAUCGAUCAUACCCUCAACGAGGAAUGUACCACCGUUCCACCGGCUAUCCGUUCAUACUAAAAAAAAUCCUGCUAGUAACAAUUUCUGUUACACCCGCAAAAGGGAUACAAAAUAUUUGAAUGUACACCCGCUAAAAUUAUGACAUCUCAUUUCAUCGUUGUGGAUUAUCCACUCAGCCAAUUGGUAAAAAUUUGCUUCCGAUUUGUAACUAUCAUGAGAUGAUUAUACAUGAGACUUAAUUUGUCGCUGGAUAGCUAAGUUUUCGAUUCUCGUUUCUAGAUCUCAUACACAUUUUUGCAAACGAAUUGCUUUUACGUAAGAAUUAAAUUAUCUACGAACUAUGUAAUGUUUGGCUUGGCGGUGGUCUGAGAAAAGAAAAAUCGAGCAGAUAAUGAAUCCUCAGAAGUAACGAAUACCAUCUGAAAGAGACAAAUGGAGUUCAAUGUUUAUUAUUUAUUGUAAAAAUAAAACAAAAAAGCACUUCUCAAAACGUAA